AUGCCUCUGCAGAUGCUGCAGUACAGGUUGAUGUUGCUGUUCCGGUUGCCCACCUGGGGCAAGCUGGUGGCGCUGGUGUGUGUGGGUCUGCCCAUCGUGUUGAUAGGCUCGUGGUUAUUGAUGAAAGCGACCAACAUGGCCUGGGGGGAGGCUGCGCAACUGACAUUCUACGUGCUACAGAGCGUGCCGGGUGCGGACAUCACCCGCUUUCCCCAGGUCAGCGCCCGGCUGGUGCUGGUGGCCGUACACCUCUUGUCGCUGUACACCUUCGCCACGUUGGUGGGGUUGCUGACUGAGGACGUGCGGAGUAACGUGGAGGAGAUACGAUGUGGCAACUUCCCGCUGCCCUCCCGGGAUCACACUGUCGUACUUGACUGCGGGGUAGCACCUGGCCGAGUGGUCGGGACCCUACAGAAGAUACUGGGCGCACGAGAGGCCCAUGGGUCGCACGUGUAUGCGGGGGACAUUGCCGUACUGAGCACAUACCCCAAGGACGAGCUGGAUAACAUGAUCGCGGACGUUCUCCCGAAACACUUUGGCCGAGUAGUCACACGGCACGGCAGUCCCAUAAAGGUCUCUGACCUGGAGCGCGUGGCGGCGCCGCAUGCUCGUACAGUGACGUACGUGUCCAGCGCCAGCAGUACCUCUCGUGUAGCGGUACAGUGUGCCGUACAGCCUGGCCUUGCGGCGGUCUUCGACGCUGUGUUUUGCCGUGCUGACGACGCGUCCUUGCGACUGCUGGAGCUACCUCCCGAACUGGCGGGUCGUACAUUUGCUGAGGUACGGCGCCGCUUCCGCCGGGCAGUGCUAUGCGGUCUAUUGCCUGGCGCGGAGGUCAGCAAACGCAGUAACAGUAGCAGCAGUAGCAGCGGUAACAGCAUUAUUCUUUCGCCUCCGGACGACCGGGUGCUCGAGCCGUACGACAGGCUGUUGCUGCUGGCUGCCACACUGGGGGAUUGUACCUUUAUUGGGGGGAAGACGGCCCCUGAGGCACCCCAGCUGCCGCCCCUAUGCCGCCGAUACGAUGGCCAUCGUUCCCGCCCGCGCCGCCUCCUGCUUCUGUCGUUCGACAGCUGCCUGAGUGGCCCCCUGCUGGCCGCACUGGACGAGUUCGGAGCCCCGGGGUGCUGUGUGACCGUCGUGUCGCCGGAGCCCUGCGCUGGGCUGCCCUCCGGCCCAACACCGCUCAACCGGCUGGUGCUCCGGAACCACGUGGGGGAUCCGCUGGGACCCGGGGCGCUGCUAGGGGCGGAUGUGGCGGCCGCAGACGCCGUCAUCCUGUCGGGUACGGAGGGUUUACCACCGGACGAGGCGGAUGCAGUGGCAGUUGGCACGGCGCUGCUGCUGCAACGGCUGGUAGCGGACCCGUGGGUCAUGUCCUGUGGAGGCGCUGAGGAUGUCGCUGCCGCAGCAGCAGUCGCGGCCAGCAUUGAUCCUGAUGAGUACUGGCGGAGUGCCGUACUUGCUGGGGAUGGCGUCCGCGGCAGUUUUAGCAGCAUUAGCAGUAUAAAUGACGACGACGGCGAGUCGACGUCGGAGUCAGCAGCUGCGGUGGCGGCGGCGGCGGCGGCGGCACCCUUCGAGCAGCGCCCGCCGCCGCCGUCCCGGCCACUGACGUUUGUCUGUUCCAUCAGGGACCCACAAACUAGAUCCGUGCUGCAGUACAUUGGUGUCGAGGCAUGUCGUACGGCUGUCCGUACAGCGGUCGUGGCGGCGGUCCCUGGCGUUGGCGGCGGCGGCGCUGUGGCUAGCCGGGGACUGAAUAUCGAGAUCAUCGAGCCGCAGGCACUGAUCAGCGGAAUGUUGGCACAGGUUGGCGCCGAGCCGAUGAUAGUGAGCGCGCUGGAGGAUUUGCUGGACGAGGAGGGCUACGAAAUCUACAUCAAGCGCUCUGAUCGGUACGGCAUUCCGCCGUACAGCCACGUCAGCUGGUCCCAGGGGAAGAGGGCGGAGGUCCGCGAUAAGUCGUAUCCUGAUGGACAUGGGUGUACAGCGGGUGUUUAG
Messenger RNA from Volvox carteri f. nagariensis, 2004 nucleotides. RefSeq lists its product as uncharacterized. The coding region runs from base 1 to 2004 and encodes 667 amino acids. Gene Ontology annotation, biological process: monoatomic ion transport. The transcript is spliced from 13 exons. NCBI's taxonomy places the organism in Eukaryota, Viridiplantae, Chlorophyta, Chlorophyceae, Chlamydomonadales, Volvocaceae. The record is from RefSeq and is a predicted model, not a curated record.